GAUUUGAACUCGAAAGCCCUGUCAUCAACCCAACAUUGUGCUGACGAACAUCUAAUACUCCACAUGAUCGAUUGAAGUUAAUCACAGUGGAAUAUGGGCUGCAUUGCAAGUGUUAUUGUUUUUAUGAUCCAAAAAUGAUUCCAUCAAACACGAUUUGUGUAUCGCAGGAGGGCCCGGCGAACGCGCUGGCUCUUAAUAAAGAUGCCUCUCAAGUGGUCAUAGCUGGAAGAAACGUGUUCAAAGUGUUUGCUAUUGGCGAGACGGAGUUCACGGAGGUGUGCAACCUGCGGGUCGGCAAGAACCUCAACCUCAACUUCUCUUCUAUUGAUGUGGCUUGGAACUCUAUUGAGGAAAACACCAUAGCCACCGCUGCUACCAACGGAGCUGUCGUGGUGUGGAACCUCGGGCGCUCCGGGCGCUCCAAGCAGGAACAUGUGUUCUCCGACCAUAAGAGGACUGUUAAUAAGGUGAGCUUCCACCUAACGGACCCGGCGCUGCUGAUAUCCGGCUCUCAAGAUGGCACCAUGAAGUGCUUCGAUCUACGGAUGAAAGAAGUCGCUAGAACUUUCAUUAGUAAUACAGAAUCAAUCCGGGACGUCCAAUUCAGUCCACACCAGGCGCAUACAUUUGCCGCGGUGUCCGAAAAUGGGUCCGUCCAGUUGUGGGACGUGCGUCGCUCCGAGCGCUGCGUGGUACAGUUCACCGCGCACUCGGGGCCGGUGUUCGCCUGCGACUGGCACCCGACCGCCCCUGCCUUAGCCACGGCAUCGAGGGACAAGACCAUCAAGGUGUGGGACAUACACGGGAAGCCUACGUUAGAGCACACGAUAUACACCAUCGCGUCCGUCGGACAUGUCAAGUGGCGCCCACAUCGCAAACACCACGUAGCAUCCUGCGCCCUAGUGCUGGACUGCGCGGUCCACGUGUGGGACGUACGUCGCCCCCACGUCCCCUUAGCCACGUUCGCGGAACACAGGGACGUGGCCACAGCCGUCGCCUGGCUGCCGACGUUAGACGCGUUCCUGUCCACCAGCCGAGACUGUUCCCUAUACCGGCACCGCUUCAACGAGGCGGCCCACCCGGUGCUGUGGGCCAACCCGCAGGGCGUCAGCGUCUCGGCGCGCGGCGAGCUGGCCUCCGCCGUGCCCGAGGCGCCGCUGCCCGCGCUGCCCACCGCGCCCCGCGCCGACGAGAGGCACCUGCCCGGCCUGGGUCGCAAGCAGCCCCGCGCGGGCUCGCUGACGGCGGCGGCGCAGGCCACGCUGGAGCGGGCCUUCCCCGACGGCGCCGCGUCCGUGCUGCGCCGCGCCCGCGCCCCGGCCGCGCCGCUCGGGGCCUGCGCCGCGCACUACCGCCUGCACGGCGCGCCGCCGCACGAGCUGGCCGCGCACAACGCCCGCGUGGCGCGCGCCCUGGACCGCCACAUGGUGGGGCACGUGUGGGACGUGGUGCGCUGCGUGUACAGCGCGCGCUCGGGCUCGGCGCGCCGCGCGCCCGCCCCGCCCCCGCCCGCGCCGCCGCCGCCCGCCCCGCCCCCGGCCGCGCCCGCCUACAGUGCCGUAGAAGAAGAACCGAUGGAGGAAGUAGAAGAAUGGGCAGAGAACCAGUUCCACAACAGCGGAGUCCUAGGGCUCCCCACACACAGCAUCUACGUGCCGCCCUCCCGACUCCAGCGCCGCGACGAUGAAACAGCGGGCUGGGUGUCAGCCGCGUCGGCGCACUACGUGGACGUGGAGGCGGCCAACUGGACGCUCCCGGAGGAAGCCUUCCCGUUGCGCGCGCCCGCGCACGCCGUCACCCCGCCGCCCGCCGACGACCACGCGGGUACCACGGCGGGCGGCGCGUCGCCGGGCGGCAGCGCCUCCACGGGCUCGGGGCCGGCCGCGGAGCACCCCUACACCCACCAGACCUCCGUCCCGCUGGAAGACACGUCGAACUCCGGCUCGGGCUCCGAGGGCGAGCUGUCGGUGCGCGCGGAGCCCCCGGUGUCGCGGCUGGACGCGGCGCCGCUGCUGGCGGCCGCGCUGAAGGCCCACGCGGCGCUCGGCGACGUGCAGACCGCCGCCACCGUGUGUCUCGCUCUACAGGAGCACAGGUAUAACUCCGGGUCGGUGUCGCGGCUGGACGCGGCGCCGCUGCUGGCGGCCGCGCUGAAGGCCCACGCGGCGCUCGGCGACGUGCAGACCGCCGCCACCGUGUGUCUCGCUCUACAGGAGCACAGAUCGGACCUGUUCCCGUACAUCGACGAGGCGCUACAAGAGCAGUGGCUGCUGGGCUACAUCGAGUUACUACAUAGGUAUAAACUGUGGAACGUCGCUACCGAGGUGAUCCGCUGCGCGUGGCUCGGCUCCGUUCGCGCACUUUCCCAGCAGUCCACCAGCAUAGCGGCGUGCUGCGGCCGCUGCGCGCGCCGCACGAGGCCGCACCAGCCCUGCGACCGCUGCCACGCGAGGGGCAAGGCCAGAUCCGCGCCCGACCUGUGCGCUGUGUGCCACCAGGUGGUCCGCGGACUGUACGCAUGGUGCCAAGGUUGCGCGCACGGCGGACAUUUGGCACACAUGCGUCGCUGGAUGGAGACUCACCGCCUCUGCCCCGCGGGCUGCGGCCACCAGUGUCAGCUGGGCUGAGGCUGAACUGUACUACAUU
Messenger RNA from Cydia amplana, 2646 nucleotides. RefSeq names its product GATOR2 complex protein WDR24 (gene Wdr24). Bases 135 to 2627 code for a protein of 830 amino acids. The record is from RefSeq and is a predicted model, not a curated record. The transcript is spliced from 17 exons. Gene Ontology annotation, cellular component: cytosol; vacuolar membrane; GATOR2 complex. Gene Ontology annotation, molecular function: protein binding. Gene Ontology annotation, biological process: cellular response to amino acid starvation; positive regulation of TORC1 signaling; positive regulation of macroautophagy. Lineage: Eukaryota; Metazoa; Arthropoda; Insecta; Lepidoptera; Tortricidae.